AUGGAGCUCGGGGAAAGUAGACGGGUAGGCAAAGGACGGAGGCCCUCCACGCUCAGGAAGCACGUGAAAACUUGGGAGAAAUUCGUUCUCUGGUUGAAGGGUGCUUACAACAUCGAGUGGCCCGAAGCUCCUUGCCAUUUCAUCGACUAUUUAGAGGAGCGUGCAUCGGAACCAUGCGGCAAGAGCAUCCCGCUCAGCUUGUUGAAAACGUUGAUGUUCAUGGAAAGCUCUGCCGAGGUGCCGAAAACGGCACAGAUUUCUAAUCAUCCAGCGGUCUCCAACUCCAUGCAGGAAAUCACGCGUUUCCUCGAAACAGCGUCCCCUUCAGAAAUUAGGAAAGCCAACAUGUUCCCGGUCAAAGUCGUGAUGGCGUUCGAAAGGGCCGUCACGGACAACUCGGAGCGCAAGUUCGUCAGGGCAAUGGCGUGGUACAAGUUGGUGAAGGUCUGGGGGGCCUUAAGGCAUUCAGAUGCUCAGGGCGUGGACUAUGGAACCAUGAAGCUUUCGUCGCGCGGGUUGGAGGCGGUCCUCGCGCGGACCAAAACUACAGGUCCAGGGAAAUCCGUCAAGAGGGUGAAGUUCUACAUCUCCAAGGACGCUUGGAUUGGGAUCCCUGGGUGGCUGGGGGUAGGUUGGGAGAUCUGGGAUGAACUAUCCCGAGAAGCUUCCCUUACCGAGAGAGAUUUCCUCUUGCCAGUCCCAGGGUCUUCACUGGAAUCCUUGACGAGGAAGGUAGCUUCGUAUGCGGAUGCUGCCGCACUCUCGAAGGCAUUGCUUUCGAACUUGAAAUCCGGAGAGGGUCCCGGGCAUCUGCUGUUGCCGGGGAUGGCCGCAAUGUGGACUGAACAUUCGGAGAGGGCCACAUUGAGAUCAUGGGCAGGUGCAGCAGCAAUAUCACCGGGAUCGAUGAAACGCCUGGGUCGAUGGAAACAGGAUGUUGAUGAAGGAUAUGAUCGAACAGAUCGGGCGGAGGUGGAGAAAUCCCAAGCCAAAAUCGCAUCGUUCAUUCGCUCGUCGAGGGGUAAGGUCGACCAAGUCGACGAGGAAGGGCUGUUGGCUAAGAUCGCGUCGAGGGCGAGCGAGCAAGGAUUUGAACCGACCGUGGCAAGCGAACAGCUUAUGCUUUUGAGUUACUUCGGGCCGGACACCGACCCAGUGACGGAAGACACCGAGCAGUUCGAAUCAGCAUCGGACUCGGAAGGUGUCGUCGAAGUCAGGUCCGACAAUGAAGCCCUGGAAGAUAACCCGAAGCCGGAUGCUCCGGCAAAUGAAAUUCGAGGCAAGUUCUUCGUUAGCGUUGUCGGUCGGUCUAGGCAGAAGACGCUUCACAGAUCCGGGGAGUGCUAUCGCGUGCCGGGAAUCCACUACAAGGAGUUUCUCGAUCUCGGCGAUCAAUGGCCCGAUAAGACUGCGUACCACAAAGCUUGCAAGGUUUGCUUCCCCAAGCAAGUCGGCCCCAGCGGAAGCGACGACAAGGAAUCUUCCUCCUCGGAAGACGAGGUGAGAAAGGGAUGCUGGUCAUCGAGCGUCAACCGUCGCUUCACGGUUAGUGCUGAUGUUCGUCGCAAGUUUGCUUACUGUCAGACCUACAUGGCGAGACCCGACAUAAACACUGAAGCAGGGCAAAAGAUCUUGGCGGCACAGUUGGAUGCAGAUUUUUCAGGCCUAGCUCAGGCCAAGGGCAUCCCACUCAAAAGACAAGCUGAGCUGGCACAACUGUCGAUUCUGGCCAUCUCCCGCUACUCAGCUGUUGCUGACGAUCGCCCAGGGCUCAGGACGUUUUGCAAGGACGUCCUUCAUCUAGAUCCAGCCACAGAUGCAGCUCAUUUGGUGGAAGAUAUCAAAUCCCGCUUUGAGGCUUUGCAUUAUGCGCUCGACGACAAGGCCACUCCUGCAUCCGCUACGCUCGAGCUUCAUUUCGAUCAAGUAGAGCAGGGUGAGUUGCGACCUACCACACUCAGCCAAUAUGUCAGUCGCGAGCACGUAGAAGCAGAGCAUUAUGGCGCCGUCAUUGACAAGUCCACAGGCAUGGUCCGACUGAUCAACGAAGGCCUCUCUAUCGCCACAGCCUUGGAUCAUGCCAUGAAGGAUGCAGUCAUCAAAGAACGUCACCUUUCAAUCGUGGCAUUCGCACUGACGGCAGCUUCGGUGACCAGGUUGCUGCUACAUCUUUGGGGCCCACUGUUUCAGCGGAGCAGCGCCCUCAGAAGUGACUGCGACUUGUCUAUUGAAGUAGUUCAGGUCUCGGAACAGAGUCCCGACCAUCCGAUCUUCCUUCUGUGGGAGCAUCCAGAAGAUUUAGGCAUGUGUGUGCGCGAAGAGGCAGACGCCAGAUCUGGGAUCCCGGUCGACACCUCGGUUGGCUCUCCGUGUCGGGCUCACGGGGCUCGCACGUCUAUUGAGGAGGUGGCGACCUCUGUGGCCAGCGCCCAAGUUGGCGGCGGAGUCAAGCAGUCUUGGGGGCAUGGCCCACAGAUCAUGGCGUGGUACAAAGGCUCGUCGAGGCCGAUUCACGAUGGAGGCGGGCUGCUUUCGCCGGGGAGGUGGCCGAUCGGUCGUCGUGACUAUUCCCUCAGUGCUCGAGGUGAAGGGCUGCGGGAUGUAGUUCAUGAGCAGUUCAAGUAUUGGUGCGAAGCAGUGAGAGAAUCGGGGAAGGACGUCAUGAAAGACAAAUUCUGGCCUGCGGCCGCGGGCUUGAUUAGGGAAUCGCCUUUCUCGGAGCACAUCGAAUCGGCUCGGUUUGCUGUGGAUGAGUUCUUGCAUCAGGAGGGCUUGGAGCCUGGGCGAAGGCCUGAGGACUUGGAGUCUGAGAUUGCCUUUCGCCGAAUCGCAGCUGCUGCGGAGGUCCUCGGGGAUGUGGACUUCCAGUAUCUCCGCGAGGUGGCUGAGGUCGGGGUGCCCAUCGGAGUGGGCGUGGAAUUGCCGCGGGUCCCCGAUGUAUUCGAGCCAAAGGUCAAAUGGAACCUCAGCGAAGCUGAGGGUGAGUUCGUGGACACGAAGGCAGAUAAUUAUUCGUCUGCGGUGGAGUCUAUGGCGAAGGUUAGGGAGCAGGUUGAAGAGGACGUUCGGAAAGGUUUCAUAAAGCGGAUGUCUCGUUCGGAGGCGGAGCUCGAGUACCAGGGCAGACUGGCCGUGGCGGCGCUUGGUGCUGUUCCGAAGGCCCUAGACUCUGACGAAGUUAGGGUGGUGCACGAUGGCAGCCAUUCUGUUGACGUCAACCACAGAAUCAGAGUUCUCGACCGCAUACGCAAUCCUCUAGUGGACGAUGCUGAGGCGAUCAUCAG
Molecule: messenger RNA, 3284 nt
Organism: Symbiodinium necroappetens
Lineage: Eukaryota; Dinophyceae; Suessiales; Symbiodiniaceae
Source: the annotation of a GenBank genome assembly